AUGGCUGCAAUCUAUCCUUCGUACCUCUUCUACACCAAUGGGCUCCUCCGUCUGGACCGCCCGCUCCCUGCCCUUGUUCCCUGCGACGGUCUCGAGAGCCCAGAAAUUGACAAUACAGAGCUGGACCAAUUCUUGACUCACCAAAUCGACCACGUCUUUAUCCUGCCUCGCAUGAUUUGGAACAGUGACAGAGGCACCUCUGUAUUCCACCCUUUGCUCACCUAUGACGGAAGGCACGGCCGUGGCUUAAACCUUAAGGACAUGUCCCAUUCACCCGAGUACUGCGAACAAAUCCUCCGGAAAGGAUUUGACGACAUUCUCACUGAUCCUUUGGUCCCCAACGAGGUCAUUUCCCCUUUAUUGCCUGACGCCCCGUUCCUCAAAGUCACUAUCGACGCAUUUGGUCCAAAAGAGUACGACUUUGGCAUUCCCUGCCUAGACGAGGACGGUAUACCCCGAACGUGGGGAUGGAUUGCAUACAAGCUUGCCAACAUGGUCUCGAGCGUCGUCAAGAGCGCCAUUAGGAAGGGGAACUGUCGUACUCCUCCUUCUCUCAUCAGUAGUGCCGCCGCCCCAAAGACCUAUGACUUGGAAUGUUUGCGGAUUAUGGGCCUGCUCUUCUUCGAAGAACGUGGCACCUGUGUUCCGGUUCUUGGGUACACCCCUCCUCCCUGCAGCUUGAAUUGA
Molecule: messenger RNA, 687 nt
Organism: Coprinopsis cinerea okayama7#130
Lineage: Eukaryota; Fungi; Basidiomycota; Agaricomycetes; Agaricales; Psathyrellaceae
Exons: 1
Coding region: 1-687 (228 amino acids)
Source: RefSeq, a predicted model, not a curated record